Molecule: messenger RNA, 1234 nt
Organism: Prorocentrum cordatum
Lineage: Eukaryota; Dinophyceae; Prorocentrales; Prorocentraceae
Source: the annotation of a GenBank genome assembly
AUGGCGUGGCGUCGGAGCGCUCCGUGGCGCGUCGCUGAUGGCGAAGGGAAAGGCUCUUGGGUAUGGCAGCCUGAGGGUGCUGGCGGUCCUCAGUCGGGGCCCCGUGGCAAGAAGAAGGUCAAGUCUAAGGACAACUCUACUCUCGUCAUGGUCACCGCGCCUGCAGUCUGUGCGGUGGUCAAUACCUUGAUGGUGCUCGUCCUGGUCAUGGCGAUCAGGCUCAUCAUGGCGGUCCUGGAGUUGGAGCGCUGGGCCGUUCACUACCCUGCCCUUGCAGGGGUGGCUCGCGACGCCGCCCCGCCCGCGCCUCCCGAGAUCCGUCUGUUCACGGCUGGUGAGCUGGAUCAGAUGGCCGCGCUCGAGCAGACGCGGCUUGCUCGGGAAGUGGAGGCCGCUUCCAAAAACGAGAGGUUGGCUGCCCAGGAGGUGCAGUGGAGGUUGGACCGAUUCAACCGUGCGAAGGCUACGAUGGAGGAGAUGCAGAAUAAUCAUCUCGUGGCGGAGCAGAACCUCGAGGUGGCUCGCCGAGAGACGCGGGAGGCCGACUCCAAGAAGUUGGCUUUCAGUGUCGAGGAGUUCAAGCAGAGCAAGAUUGAGGAGCAGCGGCGCGAGGCUGCGCGCCAGGCUCAGGCGGCCGCGGACGCAGGCCGCCUCGACGCUGCAGGCGGGGCUCGCGCCCCCCCGCCUGGCGGCGGCGGCGGCCCCCAGCCAGCCGGCGGCCCUGGCGCUGCAGGCGGGGUUCGCGCCCCCCCGCCUGGCGCGGCCGAGGCUGGCGGCGCGGCCGCUGCUGAUGUCGUUAUGGAGGAUGGUGCAAACAAUAUCCCUUGGUUGCGUGGCCGUCUCGUCGACUUCGUGUAUGUUGAGUCUCACCUGUAUGAGUUCGACGAUCCCAUGCUCGAGCUACUUGUCCGCUACUCUGGCAUCCAGCUGGACAAGUGGCAACAGUAUCGACUCCACCUUCUGCGUAUGCGAGACGCGCAGCCCGAUGAUGUGUUUGAGUUGGGCAGUGAAGUUGGAGACGAACUUGAUCAAGUUGAACGCGACCAGUUCCGUGAGCUCAAGAAGAGAGCUGGCGAGGCUGGCUUGGACGCGGCCGCAGCCAAGGAGUACACCGAUCUGCUGCAGAAGAGGCUUAUGGCUAAGUCGGUCAAGCGUGCGCGUACUUCCCAGGCCGUCACCUGCGACAUGUACCGCACGUUCUGCACCGUCGCGGCCACCCAGAUGGACAAACAAG